Prosopis cineraria is the source of this 537-nucleotide messenger RNA. Its product is annotated as CASP-like protein 4D1. The transcript is spliced from 3 exons. The record is from RefSeq and is a predicted model, not a curated record. Lineage: Eukaryota; Viridiplantae; Streptophyta; Magnoliopsida; Fabales; Fabaceae. Bases 1 to 537 code for a protein of 178 amino acids.
AUGGAAAGUUCAGCCUCAAGACAACCGUCGUCGUCGUCGUUAACGAUUUCAGGAAUUGGUCUUCUGGUUUUGAGGGUCAUGAGCAUGGUGGUGUUGGUGGUUGCUCUUAUUCUCAUUUCCAUUGAUAAGGGAAGUGAAGUUUCGGACGACGGCGAACGUUAUAAAAUCAAGUUCAAUGAUCUUCACUCCUAUAGAUAUAUGAUGGUAACAAUAAUCAUCGGGUUUGCGUAUAACUUCUUUCAAAUGGCUCUCUCAAUCUUCCAUGUGGUCUCAGGAAAACGUCUUAUAAGUGGUGAUUUUGGCUAUCUACUUGAUUUUUCUGGUGACGAGAUCAUAUCAUACUUAUUAGCGACCGGUGCUGCGGCCGGAUUUGGUGCAACCCUAGAUGUGCACAGUACCUUCACUGAAUUUUUAAACGUUCAUUUCGACAGUUUCUUUAACAAAGCAAAUGCUUCAGCCAGCCUUCUCCUUGCUGGAUUUCUGUUCACAGCUACAUCGUCUAUUCUUGCUUCCUAUGCAUUGCCCAAAAAAGUUUAG